AAAUCGUUAUGGUCCCUAAAGACCUUCUCCCUCCGAAUCCUGCCAUUUGCAUGGUCCGCCAGAAGUGCCAUAUGGUGCAGCAUUACCACGGCGCUCACCUCUGUAUUUAUAGGGUUACGGUAAUAAGACUGACCGAGAACACCUUGGAUAAUCAGUUUGUAAUCACCCACGUAAAAUGUUCUUGAACAUAACCCCUUUUUAAUGCCUGACUUGUCAUGAAAAGCAUCAAGAGUAACGGACAACGAUUGUGGUGAGGAGUGUGGCUUGUUUUUCCACACUUGGGAUUUAAUUGACAUUUGAUUAUGUGUUUACAGUGUCACAUAAAAAUAUUAUGUUAUUGACACAUGUUGGACAGAUGCUUUAUUCCAUGCAGUCGCGCCGUCAGUGGACAGUAGGCCUAUAUGACGGGAUUAAAUAUAGAACAUUUAUUUUUAUUUCUAUUCUAAGGAGAUGUUUCUGGAGUUAUAACUGAGAAAUAACGCAGUUGACUUAAAUUAUUAUGAUUACAUAGAUUUAACGCAUGAUACGGGUUGAAAUUAAAUUUAUGAAGGGCGAUGAUAAAACAUAAUCGUUCUUCUCACUCUACAAUUCUUCGGUCUGACUUCAGUUCACCACCACACCAUCUGUGUCGCAAAUUCUCCUUUUCCUCCAAACCAUGCGUACGCAUGGGUCAGAGUUUGCUUAGGGCUGCGCACAUUUUCCCGUCAAGUUGGUUUUUUAUAGAUCACAACCUUGGCGUGGAAAGUCACGUACGCCAAUUUCAGCCCCGUUUUGUGCGUACGCAACGGUUAUAAAUGAGACCCCUGGGUGUUUGUGUGGUCGUCCUGGCAACCACUUGUUGACGCUCCGGGAUCUCUAAUCGCAGACACAGUGCAAGAGAAACAUUCACCCGGCGUCUGAGUGAAGAAACCUCCAACAGUAAACCAUAAGCGGGCUGAUGUCUCGCCUGGAGGAGCCCUUGCGGUGGCGGCGGCUCGGCGGACCGGACCCCGAGGUCGUGGAGGCUCUGCGGCGCGGCUCCGAGCAGCUCACGGCGGACAGCAGGAGGCUACUGACCGAGGCCGACAAGACAUCCAGACGGGUGCAGCAAGGCGCUAAACAGAGACUAGAGCAGCGUUUACGAGAUAUCCAGUACCUACGGGAAGAGCUGGAGCGGAGGCUAGAGGAAGUCCUUGAGGAGACUGAAGCUCUGGUGGCCUUCAGAACGCGGGUGGAGAGAGCCCUGGAGGCGUGCUCGGACCCUCUGAGGGCAACCCUGCUCUGCCUGGAGGAGAGAAGCAGGCGUGCCGCCGUGGAGCAGGGGCCUGACGAGGUGGAGAGAGAGCUGCUGCAGGAGAUGGAGGUGUUCCAGGGGGUGGCUGCCUUGUUGCAGCGCAUGCUGGAGCAGAUUGUUGAACAGAUACGACUGAACCGCUCGGCCAAGUACCACCUGGAGAAGGAUCUGAAGGACAAGUUUCAGGCCCAGAGCAUCGAUGACUUGUGCAUAUUGAUGACCAACAACUCCUUCAACCCCGACAAAAGGCCCACAGUCCUCCCGCUCACCCAUCCACCCAGCAUGGCGGUGAGUCCGGAUGAGUGGGAGGGGCUCUCGGUCGUCAACAUUAGCCGUGCGGAGCAGGAGAAGGCUAACUCUGCGUCGCUGCGAGCCCUGGUGUCCUCCCUCCUGGAUCAGACUGCCUGCGACAUGCGCAGCCGGCUGCGGGCCACCGCCUUGGCUUUCCAGCGCAAGAUCCAGGAGACCAAGACGGCCAAGGCUCAGAUGGAGGAGCAUCUGGCCAGGGUCCAGAGUGAGGUGAGCAGCCAGAAGAGGAACCGGGAGGCCCUGGGAGUGGCGAUGGCUGAGAAGGAGCUCCCGCUGAGCGUGGCCCAGGCCCGGCUCUCUGCUCGCGCUAAGAGACCCGGCACCGAGCUGUGCCAAGACCCUGCACAGAUCCUGCUGCUGGCGGAGGUUCAGGAACUCACUGCUCACAUCCACAGAAUGCGCACGGCAGCCUCCCAGUCUGACGCCGCGCAGCAGAGCCUUAUCUGCUGCCAGCUGGAGCUGGAGCACAACGUGGAGGUGAAGGCCAGGUCUCUGUACGUGGACGAGGUGCUCUGCGGCGGGCACCGCCAGCCUACCAUCAUACAAGACUUCUAAUGGGGCGUUCCCUUCACAACCAGUGAACCAUAGCUGAUGGAAGUAUUGGGUUGUUAAGGGGAAUGCAGUAGAGAGUUGAUUGUUGUGAGAGCUAUGUGACAUCCUGGAAACGAUUACCAAUAAAAAUGAAAUGGCAUCCAA
Molecule: messenger RNA, 2278 nt
Organism: Gadus macrocephalus (Pacific cod)
Lineage: Eukaryota; Metazoa; Chordata; Actinopteri; Gadiformes; Gadidae
Gene: tekt1
Product: tektin 1
Exons: 8
Coding region: 938-2137 (399 amino acids)
Biological process (GO): cilium movement involved in cell motility; cilium assembly
Cellular component (GO): nucleus; microtubule cytoskeleton
Source: RefSeq, a predicted model, not a curated record